GGCGGGCAGCACUGUACGCCUGAUGGGAGUGGCGCCGGUGGGUAUGGCUUCUCGUCGAGCUUUGCACUUCGUAUUCAAAGUGGGAAACCGCUUCCAGACGACGCAUUUCUUUCGCGAUGUCCUUGGAAUGAAGAUUCUGCGGCAUGAGGAAUUUGAAGAGGGCUGCAAAGCUGCCUGUAAUGGGCCUUAUGAUGGGAAAUGGAGUAAGACAAUGGUGGGAUUUGGACCUGAGGAUGAUCAUUUUGUCGCAGAACUGACUUACAAUUAUGGCAUCGGACACUACAAGCUUGGCAAUGACUUCAUGGGUAUCACACUCGCUUCUAACCAGGCCGUCAGCAAUGCCAGAAGGCUGGAGUGGCCACUCAGCGAAGUUACGGAAGGUGUUUUUGAAACUGAAGCCCCAGAAGGAUAUAAGUUCUAUUUGCAGAAUCGAAGUCCACCUCAGUCAGAUCCUAUAUUAAAAGUAACUCUAGCAGUGUCUGAUCUUCAGAAAUCCUUGAACUACUGGUCUAAUCUACUGGGAAUGAAAAUUUAUGAAAAAGAUGAAGAAAAGCAAAGGGCUUUGCUGGGCUAUGCUGAUAACCAGUGUAAGCUCGAACUACAGGGUAUCAAAGGUACAGUUGAUCAUGCAGCAGCUUUUGGAAGAAUUGCCUUUUCUUGCCCCCAAAAAGAGUUAUCAGACUUAGAAGACUUAAUGAAAAGGGAGAACCAGAAGAUUCUGACUCCCCUGGUGAGUCUGGAUACCCCAGGGAAAGCAACAGUGCAAGUGGUCAUUCUGGCUGACCCUGAUGGACAUGAAAUUUGCUUUGUGGGGGAUGAAGCAUUUCGAGAACUUUCUGAGAUGGAUCCAGAAGGAAGCAAAUUGUUGGAUGAUGCAAUGGCGGCAGAUAAAAGUGAUGAGUGGUUUGCUAAACAAAAUAAAGCAAAGGCUUCGGGUUAACAGAAGACAUCUCAUGGAACAGCAUUUGUGAUUCCUGUCUAGCACCUGCAAGGCCUGAUGUGUCUGUCCAUGCCUGAUAAACGCUCUCACAACUUGGUUGUUUCCUGUACAGGCAAGGAGGCUGGGGUGGUGAAGAUCUGUGUGUUUUAAUCUUUGAAAGCUCCAAGACACAUUUAGAAAUAAAAUCUUACUGUUGUCAGUCCCAUUA
Molecule: messenger RNA, 1148 nt
Organism: Herpailurus yagouaroundi (jaguarundi)
Lineage: Eukaryota; Metazoa; Chordata; Mammalia; Carnivora; Felidae
Gene: GLOD4
Product: glyoxalase domain containing 4
Exons: 9
Coding region: 23-940 (305 amino acids)
Source: RefSeq, a predicted model, not a curated record